Entrophospora sp. SA101 is the source of this 576-nucleotide messenger RNA. The record is from the annotation of a GenBank genome assembly. Lineage: Eukaryota; Fungi; Glomeromycota; Glomeromycetes; Entrophosporales; Entrophosporaceae.
AUGGUAUUAUGUUUAAUUGAAAAGGUUUUAGUGAAGAAUUACAAAGAGAAUGAGAAAGUAAAGGAUUUAGUUAUGAAGAAAAACACUGUCAAAAGAUUAAAUGUUGAUGGCAAAAACCUCACUGGCAAAUUAGAUUUAAGUGAUUUUGUUAAUUUAGAGGUAUUAGAUUGUCAUCAUAAUGGAUUAACUACCUUAAAUAUAACUAAUUGUCGACAAUUAAAGAUACUUCAUUGUUAUGAUAAUAAAUUAACAGAUUUAAAGCUUCCUUCCUCAGCUGAACAAUUGACUUAUUUAAGCCUCAGCAAUAAUAAUCUUUCCCCAAGAGACUUAUCUAUGUUUAGUCAUUUGGUUAAUUUAGAGGCAUUAGUUAUUGAUAUUAGCAACACCGAUAUCGAUAGUGGUCUAGAAUAUUUACCGGAUAGUUUAAAGAAUUUUUAUUGUUCAGCAGGUUUAAGAGAGGAUGCUAGAUGCCAAACUAUCUAUAAUUUGUUUGCUAAUGAGCAGGGAAAAGUAGAAACAGAAAAAUAUGGAAGAAUCAAAAAAUUUCCCCAAAAACUUCAAAACUAUAAACAAUGA